AUGACAGAGUCUUCAAGUACAAGUUAUCAGCUGACAAGUGCAUCAUCAGACGUUCACGGACUUCCAGCUGUUGGUGGUUCUAGGGAAUCAAGUAGUGGAGCAUCUAGCCAGUCCGAACGGAAUCGAAGCGGAGGCUCCCGUCCCUACUCAAGUAGGCCACCAAAAGCCCCAAGACCUUUCACUCCAAGAAGAAGAGACCUGGAGAUAGAAGAAGACCCAAGGUAUGCAGUCACCCAGCGGGACUUCCAGUCCCCCACCGAUGAAUCCAUGGACACCGUCGAGGGAAUCCCUUUCUCCACUGUUCAAGCGUUUCAAGACCAAAGAGCGUUGAAUUUUGAUCAAAGAUCGGUCCAUGUUGAACAACAUGUUCGCAAUCCUGAUCCAUCGAUCGUCGGGGCCCUAGCCGCUGAAGCAGCAAGUUCGGGCCUGAGAGCAGAGGCAGCCCAAGUUGUUGCCCAAGUGAGAGAAGCAGCCUUACAAGCUGCGACGGACUAUAGGGUGGAGGCAGUACAGGCAGUAGCUAACGCAAGGAUUGAAACGACGGUUGCGCAAGCAUCUGCAGAGGCCUCUCGGGUUAGCGCCUUGGCAGAGAUCCAGUAUCUUCGGAAGCAGCUGGAAACUUCCCAAAGGGAAAACCAAAUGCUAAGGGAACAAUUCGUAAAGAGCGAGAUCAAGAAGUCAGUAAUGCUACGGGCUUUCAACAAGUUGAUCUUCGUCUUGAAAGGAUUGAGCAACAGAUCGCUAGAGUAG
Durusdinium trenchii is the source of this 750-nucleotide messenger RNA. NCBI's taxonomy places the organism in Eukaryota, Dinophyceae, Suessiales, Symbiodiniaceae. The record is from the annotation of a GenBank genome assembly.